UUUAAUAUCUAAUAUGGAAAAUAAUACAAAUAAUAGUAUUAAUAAUAGUAAUAAUAAUAGUAAUAAUAACAGUAAUAAUAAUAAUAAUAACAAUAAUAAUAAAUCAGCAACAAAUAAUAAUAAUUUUUUUCAAAUAAAAUCAAAUAAUCAUUGUAAUAUGGAAUGGAGUAAUGAAAUAUGUUUAAGAUUAAUUGAUGAAUAUAAAAAUUUUCCAGCAUUAUGGGAUCAAACAAGUCCAUUUUAUAAAAAUAAAUUAAAAAGAAAAGAAUCAUGGUGUAGAUUAGCUGAACGUUUUGGUUGUUCAAAAGCAGAAGUUGAACGUAAAAUGAAUGUUUUAUUAACACAAUAUCGUCGUGAAAAACAUAAAAUGUUAAUGCAAGUAUAUAAAGGUGAAUUAAAAUGUUCAAGAUGGUAUGCAUUUAAAAAAUUUUCAUUUAUGGAAAAUGGUUUAAGACCAAAGAAACAACAACGUGCUUUACAAUUAUUAAAUGCGAUGCAAUUACGUUUAGGAUAUAAUCCAUUACAAUCAGUCCAAAAUACAUCAUCAUUACAAAAUUUAGCAUCAUGGCAUUCAACAGGUGAUAUUCAUAAUCAAUCAGAUAAUAAUAAUUCUUUAUCAAUGAAUAAUGAUACAGAAUUAACAGGUCCACAAUCCGUUCAAGAUUUAUCAAUUAAUCAUAAUAGUAAUAGUAUACUUCAGCAUCAUAAUAAUUCAAUACAACAGCAAUCAGCAAAUUCAACAAUCGAAGAUGAAAUGGUUGAAAUCAAUGUUGAUCCUUUAAAUUUACUUAGUGGCCAUCAUAAUUCAUCAACAUUUAAACAUACAAAUAGUAAUAAUAAUAAUAGUAAUAUAAAUAAUAAUAACAAUAAUAAUAAUAGCAAUAAUAAUAAUAAUAAUAAUAUAAGACAACGUUCAGAUUCAUUAAAUUAUCAUCAAGAUGUUAAAGAAGAAGUUUUCGAUUGUAGUAGUAUUGAUAAUGAUGAUCAUCAUAAUAGUGAUCGUAUUAUCGAUCAAAGUUAUCAACGUUCAAAUGAUCAUACAAAUAUAAUUAAUCAUAAUGAUCAUGAUGUUGAUGAUGAUGACGAUGAUGAAAGAUUUUCAAUAUUAGAUUUUCGACGUAAUCGUUAUAGUAGUAGUGAUACAUCACCAAAAAAAAAAUUAAAUUUUCAUUCAACAACAAACGAUCAAACAUAUCAUCAUCAUUUACAACAACAACAGCAACAACAGCAAUCACAUCAUUCAACAACAUCAGAUAAUCAACAAAAGGAUGAAAAAUUAGAUAGAUGGCCUGGUUUAUUACCACCGCCACCAUUAUCAGCAUCAGCUUCAGCAACAUCAAUUGAAAAACCAUCAACAACGAAAUUAUUUCAAAAUUAUGAAAAUCAAUCGAUGUCAUUAGCUGAUAAAGAUGAUUGUGAUUUUAUUGGUUUAAAUGUUGCAUUAAAAUUACGUAGUAUGGAAGAAUCUCAAAGGAUAAUUGCAGAAAAAUUAAUUUCUGAUGUUUUAUUUUAUGGACAAUUUAAAGAAUUAGAUAGAAGUGCAAAUGUUUGCCCUAAAAAAGAAAAUGCUGGUUAAUUAAAAAUAUUUUAUAAUUUUAAAUUUAAUUUUUUAUAAAGCAAAAAAAAAAAUAAACAACGUAUAAAAUGCAAUUUGUAAAUGUAUCAAAUGUAGUUUUUUAAGUAACAUAUCCGUUUAAUUAUAUAUGUACAUAUAUUCGAAAUAUAUGUAUGUAUAAAUAUGUUAAAAAUAGACAUUUAUAUUAUUA
Molecule: messenger RNA, 1766 nt
Organism: Condylostylus longicornis
Lineage: Eukaryota; Metazoa; Arthropoda; Insecta; Diptera; Dolichopodidae
Product: ras-related protein RabX
Exons: 2
Coding region: 14-1576 (520 amino acids)
Source: RefSeq, a predicted model, not a curated record